This is a messenger RNA of Candidozyma duobushaemuli, 1707 nucleotides long. It is a transcript of the gene XUT1, whose product is annotated as Xut1p. Gene Ontology annotation, cellular component: membrane; fungal-type vacuole. NCBI's taxonomy places the organism in Eukaryota, Fungi, Ascomycota, Pichiomycetes, Serinales, Metschnikowiaceae. Gene Ontology annotation, molecular function: xanthine transmembrane transporter activity. Bases 1 to 1707 code for a protein of 568 amino acids. The transcript has a single exon. The record is from RefSeq and is a predicted model, not a curated record. Gene Ontology annotation, biological process: xanthine transport; transmembrane transport.
AUGGAUAAGCUCAGAACCGUUGGAAGGAAAGUAUAUCGCAAGAUAUCGACCAAGGAUGGUUUCCUUGGUGACUACGAUUAUGCUUAUCUUUUCGUUCCUGACCUACCGUUCACCAAGAGGGAGCCCAAGACACAGCCGUUUUUCGGCCUCAAUUCAGAAAUGCCCUUGUUCCUUGGGUUUCUUCUAGGACUCCAGCAUUCUUUGGCCAUGUUAGCUGGUGUGGUUACUCCCCCACUCAUCAUCUCCACAACGGCGAAUCUUUCGCCAUCAUACUCUGAGUACUUGGUUUCCGCAUCGUUGAUCACCUCAGGGAUCUUAUCCAUAAUACAGAUUACCCGUUUGCGUCUAUGGAAGACCAACUACUUUGUUGGCACUGGUUUGCUCUCAGUGGUUGGUACUUCCUUCUCCACAAUCACCAUCGUGACAAAAUCGAUCCCCAUGAUGUAUGACAGUGGCAUUUGCGAGACCAUUGACGGUGUCAAACAGCCUUGCAUUGCAGGUUAUGGCCAUUUGUUAGCCACUGGUUCCAUCUGUGGUCUUCUCAGUGUGCUUUUAUCUUUCACGCCGUCCAAGGUGUUGAACAAGAUCUUCCCUCCUAUAGUCACCGGACCUGUGGUCCUUUUGAUCGGAGUUCAUCUCAUUGAGUCCGGAUUCCAGGACUGGGCAGGUGGAUCCUCUUGUGUUGGUGAUGUGUGUGGAAAAAAAGAAUUGCCUUGGGGCUCAGCUGAGUUUAUUGGCCUCGGAUUUUUGGUUUACGUCACAAUUGUCAUUUCAGAAAAAUUUGGAUCCCCAAUCAUGAAAUCGUGCGCCGUUAUCGUGGGCUUGUUGGUCGGCUGUAUUGUCGCUGCUGCCUGUGGCUACUUUUCUCAUAGCGACAUCGAUGCUGCUCCAGCUGCCACUUUCUUGUGGGUCCAUACUUUUCCCUUGAAGCUUUACGGACCAAUUGUUCUUCCGUUUUUGGCGGUGUAUAUCGUCUGUGUCAUGGAGGCUAUUGGUGAUAUCACCGCUACUUGCGAUGUUUCUAGAUUAGACGUUGAGGGUGAAGUUUUUGAUUCGAGAAUCCAAGGUGGUGUUCUUGCGGACGGCCUCAAUGGUAUUCUUGCUGGCCUCAUGACGGUUACCCCAAUGUCUGUUUUUGCCCAGAAUAAUGGUGUCAUUUCAAUUACGAAGUGCGCCAACAGAACAGUCGGAUACUGGGCCGUGUUUUUCCUUUUGAUUAUGGGGAUUUUCAGCAAAUUUGCUGCCGCCAUUGUGUCCAUUCCCAAAGCUGUUUUGGGCGGUAUGACGUCGUUCCUCUUCACGUCUGUCGCCGUGAGCGGAAUGAAAAUCAUCUGCUCUUCCGAGUUCACCAGAAGAGACAGAUUUCUUCUUACAGCCUCGUUGCUUCCGGGCUUUGGAGCCACGCUCGUUCCUGACUGGUUCAGCUACGUGUUUACCUAUCUGGGAGACAACUCCGGAUUACAAGGUUUGCUCGAUGCCAUCGUGUUGCUUAUGGAAACCGGUUUUGCAUUGACUGGUGUGAUUGGCGUGAUCCUCAACCUCAUUUUACCGCAAAUGUCCGAUGAUGUAGAGGAACUCAAUGAGGUUGUUUUGGAAACUGUGGGGUCGGCAGACCAACACGCAUUGGAGGCUUACAGGUCCAAGGAAACCGCAAUUUACGAGCUGCACGGUAUCGACGAAUCAAGCUCAAACAAAGAACGUGCCUAG